AUGAAGACCGCAGAGGACAAGCCGCUCAUUGCAGGCGGGAGCAAUGACGACAUCUUCACCAUCGAUGAGCUUAUCAAACGACGGGCUUCAGAACUUCAGAAAUCACCGCUGCUGUGUUACCCGAGAGAAGGCUUAACAGACCAUGAAGAACAUUCAGCGGAAGCCAUCAAUAAAUAUGUCGACGCGGCAGUCGCAGCAUUGCAGCAAAGAGGGCUGAAGCCAGCGGAAGCAGACCUCGAGCAAGCCCCGUCGAUUGGCAUCUUGGCUCAUUCAUCCCUGGCAUUCAUAAUCACACUUCUCGGGCUAAACAGAUUGGGAUACGCAGCACUCCUCCUAUCCCCACGGCUCGCAAGUCCAGCACUACACGCUUUGCUGCAAGCCGCAGAAUGCAACACGAUCUUGACGACUUCACAUUUCCACGAUGUCUUGUCCGAAGUGCAAGCGCUACAAGAUCUGACACUGAUCGAGACGCUAAAGCACGAGGACUACUACGGUGUAGAGGCACCUGUUUUCCAUCGCAAGCAUGACCCACAUCGAGAGAAUCCUAAAAGAGCCGUCAUCAUACACUCCUCCGGUUCAACAGGCCUCCCAAAGCCGAUCUAUCUUACCCACCGGAGCUGCAUCGCCGCAUUCGCAACGAACCUCGACCGAAAAGCACUAAUGACCCAACCGCUUUUCCACAGCUUUGGCUUCUACGAGACGUUCCGGUCGAUCUAUUCUGGGAAGCCGAUGUACUAUGUCAACUACAACUAUCCUCUUACAAAGCAGAAUCUGCUUGCGACUUUGGGACACGUCAAGCCCGAUCUGCUCUUCUGUGUGCCAUACGUGCUGAAGCUGCUGGCGGAUUCAGACGACGGUAUUCGCUGUCUAGCGGACAUUGAUCUUAUUAUGUAUGGUGGGAGUGCGUGUCCAGAUGAUUUGGGGGAUAAGCUCGUGAGGCACGGGGUUAAUGUUUGUGCGAAUUAUGGCGCGACAGAGACUGGCCGCGUAAUGACAUCCGUACGACCAAAAGGAGACGACGCAUGGAACUACCUCCGAAUACUCCCCCAGGUCCGGCAGUAUUUACUGAUGGAUGAAAUCGCGUCUGGCAUAUUCGAGUGCGUUGCGCUCGAUGGCUUGAAGUCGAAGAGUACGAUCAAUUCCGACGACCCACCGAAUUCCUUCCGCACGCGAGACCUCUUCAUGCAGCAUCCCUCAAAUCCAGAAUUCUGGAAGUAUGUUUCAAGACUCGACGACAGACUAACAUUGGUGAAUGGCGAGAAAGUGCUUCCAAUACCGAUCGAAGGACGAAUACGCCAGGAAGGUCUAGUGCAAGAAGCCAUCGUCUUCGGGGAUGGGAAGAUCGUACCUGGUAUCCUCAUCAUCAAGGCCGAUGCUGCGGCUGACAUGUCUGAUGACGAGUACCUCCAACACAUUUGGCCGAGUGUCGAAGACGCAAACUCCCGCGCAGAAAGCUUCUCUCGGAUUCCGCAAGAUCUGGUGGUUAUCCUUCCGGCAGGAACCAAAUACGCUUCCACGGAUAAGAGCACAUUUAUUCGGGCACAGGUCUAUGAGCAGUUCAAGCAGCAGAUCGCAGAUGCGUAUGAGAAGUUUGAGAACAAUACUGGCGGUUCCAUAGCCCUGCCACUCCCCGAGCUCGAAGCACAUCUCCUCCACCGGUUCCGCGAGCAUCUCGAUGUGAAUCUAGAUUCAGCGGAAACAGACUUCUUUGCUUUUGGAAUCGACAGCUUGCAGUGUCUGAAGAUGUGGAGCUUGAUCAAGAAGGAGAUCGACCUUGGUGGGAAUCAGUCCCAAGUUGGACAGAACGUGCUCUACGAAACUGGCAACAUUGCAUCUCUUGCUCGUUACCUCGAUGGGCUGCGCAGAGGAACGCAAGAAGAUGCGCAGAAUCAAGAGCAGGUCAUGACCGACCUAAUUGCCAAGUACUCGUCUUUCGAAACCUUCACAUGGCCGACGCCAUCGAAUCAUGUCGUGCUACUCACCGGCGUCACAGGCGGUCUAGGAGCCCACCUCCUCUCGCAGCUCCUCGCCCACCCCCACAUCUCCGAGAUCUGGUGCCCAAUCCGCGCACCCACCGACCUCGCCGCCCUCGAACGAACCCUGAAAAGCCUCUCCUCCCGCGGCCUGUCACCCUCGCAGUCUCAAAUACAGAAGAUCGUCGCACUCCCGUCCGACCUCAGCAAAGCGGACUUCGGCCUCGGUGCCACCCGCCUAGCAGAGCUGCGUACAAAGUUAACCCUGGUCAUCCACUCCGCGUGGGCCGUGAACUUCAACAUCUCGGUCCAGUCCUUCGAAAAUGAACACAUCGCCGCCGUGCGCAACUUCGUCAACCUGUGCCAGUCCACCACGCACGGAACACCCGCAACAUUUUACUACUGCUCCUCCGUCUCCUCGACAGGUGGCACGCCGCGGCCUGGCGUCGUACAUGAGGGCCCAGUACCAGACAUCGCACACGUGCAGAAGACGGGAUACGCGCGGUCAAAAUACGUAGCUGAGAGCAUCAUCCUCAACGCCGCUCAGCGCGGUGCGCACGCCAGAGUCCUCCGGAUAGGCCAGCUCGUCGGCGACACGGCAGUCGGGGCAUGGAACACGACCGAGGGCGUGCCGCUGAUGAUACAAACCGCGCAGACGCUGGGUGCGCUGCCCACUCUGGAUGAGGAGAUGAGCUGGCUCCCCGUGGACUAUGCUGCGCGCAUAAUUCUUGAGUUGAGCAACGUGACGGACGCUUCGUCUUCCUCUCUGCAUGUUGAGGGGAAUCCGCGCGCAGAUCUCGUAUACCACGUCCUCAAUCCAACCCGCUUUCACUGGACGCGCGACAUGCUGCCUGCGCUCAAGGCGGCGGGGCUGAACUUCGAGACGAUGCCUGUAGACCAAUGGAUGGAGCGCCUAAGAACGUCGGAUCCGGAUCCGGAGAAGAAUCCGCCGAUUAAGCUGCUCGGGUGGUUUGAGAGUAAGUAUGGGAGAGGGGCGAGUAAAGGGAACAAGGGCGCGUUGGUGUAUGAGACGGAGCAGACGGGGAAGAGGAGUGCAAGCGUGGGUCAGAUACCGAGUGUGGUUGAUGGGGAGUUUGUGCGGAGGAUGGUUGGGUGGUUGCAGAAGAAAUGGGCAGCUUGAACACAAGGUCAAGCUGGGAGGCUCAGUUGAAGAGAUAGAUUAAGGCGGCUCAAAAAGCUCUAGACGGGUUUAGAUGUGUUGG
Messenger RNA from Paraphaeosphaeria sporulosa, 3196 nucleotides. Its product is annotated as acetyl-CoA synthetase-like protein. The transcript is spliced from 4 exons. NCBI's taxonomy places the organism in Eukaryota, Fungi, Ascomycota, Dothideomycetes, Pleosporales, Didymosphaeriaceae. Bases 1 to 3114 code for a protein of 1037 amino acids. The record is from RefSeq and is a predicted model, not a curated record.